AUGCGGCGAUUCUGUCUCGAGAUUCUGACGGUCCUCUGGAUCAUCGCCGUCGCAGUCACUGCUUCACCCCGCGCCCUCCCCGGUGCUGGUGGUGCCCCCCCCUCCAAAGGCAGCACACCAACGAAGGGCACCACGCGAGCCGACCCCGGAUCCUUCGGGCUGUCCGGCAUCGACUCGGAGGGCGACGACGACGACGGCGGCAAUCCCUCAUCACCGAUCUUCGGCGGCGCACCCACCCGCGACGACGACGACAGCGAUCCCUCAUCACCGAUGUUCGGCGACGUGCCGGAUAUCCACAUCGACCCGCACGACAACACGACGUACUACCUGACGCCGUCGGCGUCCUCGUCGGGCCGGUACGUGAACCGGUGGCGCGGCAAGCUCAAGUGUGAGACGUCCUGGGCGUCGCCGACGUUCACCGAGAUCGACCAGAUGGUCUCGCAGGUCAUGCGCAGACCCAACAAUAAGCCGUGCACAAACUACAACGGCAUCAAGUCCAAAUGCUCCAAGUUGGAGAGCGCCAAGGGCGGCACUAUCUCCCUGUGCGGUCACUAUGGCGCAAAUAUCAAUUGCCCCGCCGUCGUACUGGAUCUGCGAAGUGUUAUGUUUGCCUGGAUCAUGGGCGAUUCUUUCGGCGGUGAUAAAAUUGCCAAGAUGGUGACGGGACGGGACAAAGAGCACGGACCGAGAUGCCAAGGUCCGACGUCCGAGGCGAGUGGUAACCAACAGAAUCCUGGAGCUAACGUGAGCAGCGCAUUUGGUGUGCCAGCGGACAAUCUUCGCAUUUUUGAAGGUUGCCAGUGGGGUUCUCGCCGGUCGGAGAACCUCAACCUCUCCAUGAUCCUUCAAUUCGCCGGUUCCGUCGCCCGCUACCUCAAUACGGACGAAGGCGCACUAUUGUUGGCAACCCCGUCUUUCUAA
Messenger RNA from Tricharina praecox, 921 nucleotides. RefSeq lists its product as uncharacterized. The record is from RefSeq and is a predicted model, not a curated record. The coding region runs from base 1 to 921 and encodes 306 amino acids. The transcript is spliced from 6 exons. NCBI's taxonomy places the organism in Eukaryota, Fungi, Ascomycota, Pezizomycetes, Pezizales, Pyronemataceae.